UGGGAACUAUGGGUACUUCCCCACGGACGUUCCUGAUCUUGGGAUGUUUUCUCACAGGACCGUUCCUAACACUUUGCCAGCUUCCUUUGCCGACUAUUGUUCCCAAUAGGAGUGAAAUGGUGGUACAGCUGAAUUCCAAUUUCACACUCAAAUGCUCUGGAGACAGCGAAGUGAGCUGGCAGUACCCAGUGAUGGAGGGAAGUCACAGGAUUGACAUUAGACACGAAGAAAACAACAGUGGCCUCUUCCUAACAGUGCUUGAAGUAGGAAAUGCCUCAGCCGCUCACACAGGCUUGUAUGUUUGCUAUUAUAACCACACUCAAGUGGAGGAUGGGGAAGUGGAAGGGAAGGACAUCUAUAUCUAUGUGCCUGACCCAGAUAUGCCUUUUGUUCCUUCUAUACCAGAAGAUCAGUUCAUCCUAGUAGAAGAAGGUGAUCCCACUGUUAUCCCUUGUCGGACAAGUGACCCAAAUGCUCAAGUGACUUUGAUUAAUAGUUUAGACAAGACUGUCCAUGCUUUCUAUGACAGUAAACAAGGCUUCAUAGGGAAUUUCCCUGCGGGCUCAUAUACAUGCAAAACAAUGGUUGAACGUGUGGAGUUCAAGUCCGAUGAGUUCUUCAUUUAUAUUUUAAGAGCUACUUCACAGCUGCCAGUUGAAAUUGAAGCUCUUAAAACUGUCUACAAAGCAGGCGAGACCAUCGUAGUAACUUGUGUGGUCUUUGACAAUGAGGUGGUUAAUUUACAGUGGAAUUAUCCUGGGAAAGUGAAAGAAAAAGGUCUGAUAAAACUUGAUGAUAUCAAAGUCCCAUCGCAGAAGCUGGUUUACACCUUGACCAUUCCUGAGGCAUCAGUGAAAGACACAGGGGAUUACGAGUGUACUGCUCGGCAUGCAACCAAGGAGGUUAAGGAAAAUAAGAAAGUAGUCAUUACAGUUCAUGACAAAGGUUUUGUUCACCUGGAGCCUCAGUUUAGCCCUCUGGAAGCUGUCAACCUACACGAAGUCAAAAACUUUGUUGUUGAUGUGCAGGCAUACCCAGCACCAAAAAUGUACUGGUUGAAGGAUAACGUGACUCUGAUUGAAAAUCUUACUGAGAUUGUUGCUAGUUCCAACAAAGUCCAGGAAACAAGGUUUCAGAGUAUAUUAAAAUUGAUCCGGGCCAAGGAAGAAGACAGUGGGUACUAUACUUUGGUUGCUGAAAAUGAAGAUGAGAUUAAAAGAUACACGUUCUCCUUGCUAAUACAAGUUCCAGCUCUGAUCUUAGACCUUGUGGAUGAUCACCAUGGCUCUGCAGGUGGACAGACAGUGAGAUGCUUGGCAGAGGGGACCCCGCUUCCUGAUGUGGAAUGGCUGGUUUGCAAGGACAUUAAAAAAUGCAGCAAUGACACCUCAUGGACUCUUCUGACUAACAACAUCUCUGAUAUACACAUGGAAGCCCACCUGGAUGAGAAAAACCAGGUGGAAAGCCAGGUGACCUUCCAGAAGGUAGAGGAAACCCUGGCUGUACGAUGUAUGGCAAGGAACGACCUUGGUGCUGUUACUCGGGAACUGAAGCUUGUGGCUCCCACUUUGCGAUCAGAACUUACUGUGGCUGCUGCAGUCUUAGUGCUGUUAGUGAUUGUGAUAAUUUCACUGAUUGUUCUGGUCAUCAUAUGGAAACAGAAGCCGAGGUACGAGAUCAGAUGGAGAGUCAUUGAAUCUAUCAGCCCUGAUGGCCAUGAAUACAUUUAUGUGGACCCAAUGCAACUGCCUUAUGACUCCAGAUGGGAGUUUCCUAGAGACGGGUUAGUGCUUGGUCGAAUCCUUGGUUCUGGUGCAUUUGGGAAAGUAGUGGAGGGGACUGCAUAUGGACUGAGUCGCUCUCAACCAGUGAUGAAAGUAGCUGUGAAAAUGCUGAAACCUACUGCUAGAUCCAGUGAAAAACAGGCACUCAUGUCUGAACUGAAGAUAAUGACACAUCUCGGCCCCCACCUGAAUAUUGUGAAUCUGCUUGGAGCUUGUACAAAAUCAGGUCCUAUUUACAUCAUCACCGAAUACUGCUUUUAUGGUGAUUUGGUGAACUAUCUGCAUAAGAACAGGGACAAUUUCCUGAGCCGUCAUCCAGAGAAAGCUAAGAAGGAUCUGGAUAUCUUUGGGAUGAACCCAGCUGAUGAAAGCACAAGGAGUUAUGUGAUAUUAUCAUUUGAAAACACUGGGGAGUACAUGGACAUGAAACAAGCUGAUACAACUCAGUAUGUGCCAAUGCUGGAAAGGAAGGAGGGAUCUAAAUACUCUGAUAUUCAGAGAUCUGUGUAUGAUCGGCCUGCUUCAUAUAAGAAGAAGUCUAUGUCAGAAUCAGAAGUCAAAAACCUCCUUUCAGAUGACAGUUCAGAGGGCCUCAGCCUACUGGAUUUGCUGAGUUUCACCUACCAGGUUGCUCGGGGAAUGGAAUUCUUGGCUUCUAAAAAUUGUGUGCACCGUGACUUGGCAGCUCGUAACGUCCUCCUGGCUCAAGGAAAAAUUGUGAAGAUCUGUGACUUUGGGCUGGCUAGAGACAUCAUGCAUGAUUCCAACUAUGUCUCCAAGGGCAGCACUUUCCUCCCAGUAAAAUGGAUGGCACCUGAAAGCAUUUUUGACAAUCUGUACACAACAUUAAGUGAUGUCUGGUCUUACGGCAUUCUACUGUGGGAAAUAUUUUCUCUUGGUGGCACACCAUAUCCUGGUAUGAUGGUUGAUUCUACUUUUUACAAUAAGAUCAAGAGCGGAUACCGGAUGGCCAAACCUGAUCAUGCUACCAAUGAAGUGUAUGAGAUCAUGGUGAAGUGCUGGAACAGUGAACCAGAGAAAAGACCUUCCUUUUACCAUUUGAGUGAAAUUGUGGAGAGUUUGUUGCCUGGAGAGUACAAAAAGAGCUAUGAGAAGAUUCACCUGGACUUCCUGAAAAGUGAUCACCCAGCUGUCACACGCAUGAGAGGCGACUGUGACAAUGCUUACAUUGGUGUCACCUACAAGAAUGAAGACAAGUUAAAGGACAGGGAGAGUGGAUUUGAUGAGCAGAGGCUGAGUGCUGACAGCGGGUACAUCAUCCCCCUGCCUGACAUUGACCCUGUUUCUGAAGAUGAGCUUGGCAAAAGGAACAGACACAGUUCCCAGACGUCUGAAGAAAGUGCCAUUGAAACUGGUUCCAGUAGCUCCACUUUCAUCAAGCGAGAGGACGAGACCAUUGAGGACAUUGACAUGAUGGACGACAUUGGGAUCGACUCCUCAGACCUGGUGGAGGACAGCUUCCUGUAACCCCACGGACACCUUCCAGCUCUGCACACAGGGAAGCUUGCCUUGUUGUCUACAGAGUUCUGCUCCACAGAGGAAACCACUUAACUGCAAUGUCAAGGAUGUGAAGAGAAGGUGGAUUUGUACAGAAGAACUCCCAGCAAUAGACAGAGGUAUCACCCUGAGUAAGAAUGAAAGAGAGUUGUCAAAGAUGGAUUUUUUUAGUGUUGCUUCUUGCAGUACUUCAGUAGCAUCUCAGUGUUGUUUGCCAUUCGAACUGGUAGGAGGAUGAAGGAAAAGGCCACAAACAGACCAGUUUUGUGUUUCAAGGGCAUUCAUAUGACUUCAAUGGAUUGAAUUUCCACUG
Messenger RNA from Chaetura pelagica (chimney swift), 3615 nucleotides. It is a transcript of the gene PDGFRA, whose product is annotated as platelet-derived growth factor receptor, alpha polypeptide. Gene Ontology annotation, biological process: multicellular organism development; embryonic cranial skeleton morphogenesis; protein phosphorylation. The record is from RefSeq and is a predicted model, not a curated record. The transcript is spliced from 22 exons. Gene Ontology annotation, cellular component: signaling receptor complex. Bases 9 to 3272 code for a protein of 1087 amino acids. NCBI's taxonomy places the organism in Eukaryota, Metazoa, Chordata, Aves, Apodiformes, Apodidae. Gene Ontology annotation, molecular function: ATP binding; platelet-derived growth factor alpha-receptor activity; platelet-derived growth factor binding.